UUUCUUGCGUUUUUAACCUGCCGGUGUCCAACGCUUUCCCGGAAAAGCGUGUCCCCCCUAUUCUUGAGCACCGUGCUCGCGGAAUGCACUGAGUCGAGGUGCGAAUUGGCCGUCUCCCGACACGAGGCUCGCCGCCUCCUUGCCGCCCUUAUAUUGCGGUUGCCCCUGAGCAUGGCAGAUGAAGAAAAAGCGAGCGAAUCGGUUGAAGACAUCAAAAACAACAAAAUCAAGAGGAACAGGGAAAAGUCAUUGAGUGGAUCUAGCAAGGAAAAGAGGCAGAAAACGUCACCGAACGGCAAUCCGGAGUUGGAAACUGAGGCGGAAUUUACUCUCGAGAACUACAAGGAGGCUGACAAAAACUUUGAAAUCCAGAAGAACAAUAAUUCCAACAAGCUUGAACUUGAAUUCAACAAAGGACUUCGCAUCGAAGUUAAGGACCUUCCCUCAGACAUUUGGUAUGUGGCAAAGGUAGUGGAUAUUGAAGGUGCAGACGUGUUGAUACACUACGUAAACUGGGCCGCGAGACACGACGAGUGGAUCCCAAUGGACAGCAACAGAAUUCGGCCGUUGGGUGAAAACGCCCCUCCAGCCCCUCCAGUUGUUACCCCUGUCCCGAGCAGAAAAAGAGGUCAAAUUAGGAGGCCAGCAGGAUCAGGGGUGAAGAACAAGACGCCGUCUGUAGCGGCCGAGCCUCCCGAGAUUGAGAACAAGGAGGACUGUGUCUCGUUUAUUGUGGGCGAGUGCGUCAAAGCCGUCUGGACAGAUUCGAGAAAGUAUCCUGCCACAGUGGUCGACGUUCUUGAAAAUGAUAUGUAUAAAGUGGUGUUCAGUGAUGGACUCGAGAAGAUAGUGAGCUGGAGCAAAAUUUCCAAAAGCAAGACCUCGGACCUUUUGCCAAGUCCACCGACACUAGUGGCACUUCCUGCUGCUCUAGAACCACAGGUUGAAGAUCUGGAAAGCAAAGAGAGCAGAAGGCAGCGAAAGAGAAAAAUAAAUGUCGCAGAACUAUUCAGGAGAAAAUCCAGCACUUCAAAGCCGAUGACUUCUGAAAGCUCUACUCCAGUUCCUGCUAAAAGACUCAAGACUGAGGAGCCUGAAGAGCAAAAACUUCCGUCUCCAACAACAACAAAUUUGCCGGUGGUGCAUAAAAGAGGUCGAGGUCGGCCACCCCGAAAAUCCAUGGAUGCUUCCGUGCCUUCAGAAGGCAAGGAAGAGCUGGAGAUGGAGUUUGAGUGUCCCACAGCUGAAACACCUGAGAGUAAAAGUUUUAAAGAAAUUGUGAACAAAGACAUACCAUCGCAUCAGUUACUGCAACCAAAAAAAGUUGUUUCUCCGGAGGUUAUUUUGCCAGAAGUACCCUUGGAAGUGCCAGAAGAGCAGAAUGAUAUUAUAAUUGGCACUUUGAAAGUCGAAAAGGACGGAGACAACUUAAAGUGUCCAAAAGAAGGCUGUGGAAAACUCUUGAGAAAGGAGAAACUUAUCAUGAUGCACAUAAAACACUAUCAUCCGGAGCUCAAAGAGCAAAUGGAUGUGGUGCCACAGGUGCUGGACUACGCAUACGCCCGCUACAUUGGUGACCUCCCCUCCACGGCAUCUAUGAUUAGAAAUUUCAGCAACCCCCACACAUCCAGUGCAUCCUCUAACUCGAGUAAUGCCCCUAAAAAGAGACCAGUCAAAAGUCCUGUUAAAGCGCCAAUUCCUGAAGUCGUUAAAGUGGAAGAGCUACCAAUGACGCCGCCACUCAGCUCGCAAACCCCCAGAAUACAGCUGGGGAAACCAAGCUCAAAGUCUGCCUCUAAAUCUGGACUAAAAGUCAAAACAUUGUUGCCUGUAAGAAAAUCCCUUCCGCCAAAAGCACCGGAAGUGAAGGAAAAGCUUGAGAAAACAGAGCCAAAAAAGUGUUUCGAAAUGCCUGUUUUGAAAAAAGCCUUGAUGACGCCGCCAAUGAACUUCUCAACACCCUUGAAGAAUGUGAACAACUGUAAAGAAUUCGCGACCAAAGAAGAAAAACCUUUGGCAAUUACAAAACCGCCUGCUCCCCCGAUCCCAAAGAAGUCUCCACGGAAAUCUCCCCGAAAGGAUCAACUGGUGGAUGACGGCGCAAUGGAGUUGAUCAACUGUGUUUGUGGCUACACUGAAGAGGAUGGUCUGAUCAUUCAGUGCGACCUGUGCUUUUGCUGGCAACACGGUCUUUGUAAUUUCAUUGACCGCGAGGAAGAUGUGCCAGACAAGUUCAUAUGUCACGUGUGUCGAAAUCCCCCUCGAGAGCGAAAGUCAAGGAAAUACUCGCACGACCAGGACUGGCUCAAGAAGGGAUCUCUGCCUAGGUUACCUGUUUUGAGGCUUAAUGAAAAGCUGGAGAGAAGUUCAUUGGAAAAAGCAUUGAAAGAAACGCAAGACCUUGCAGCCGCCGCACUUAGUCUCAACGAAAUUAUGCACGCAUUGAAAAUCCAAAUUAAUAUUUCACAAAAAAAAGACCAUCCAAAAUUAUACCUGUGGUCCAAGGAGUGGAAAGAGUUGGUAAACGGAGAGCCGUGCAGGUCGGGUGAUCUCAAGGGCAGCCAGCUAGCAACAACAGCAGCUUCACAGAACACCUUCGUGCCCUUGGAGGUGGUGAAAUUGGAACCCGACUUGGUCGAAGGGGACGUCCAGUUUGAGCCCAUCCCGGGCACUUCUGGCAGCCAGGGCAAUGUCGACGAUGCAGACCUACAUCCUGCUUUGAAAUUGCCACUCAGCGCCUUGGAAAUCGAGCACCUUGCCACCAACUUGGCCGAAAGCAUUCCAACUGCAGAAACAACAUUAGACAACACAUCAGUGCUGGUCUUGAACCCUCCAGCAGCACCCGAGCCCGAGGCAGCAAUCAAGCCGGAAAAGUGCCGUGUGCUUCUCUUGAAGCACAUCCACUUUCUGCAGGACCAGUUGGAGGAAAGCAUCAACGAGCUGGAAGAGCGGAACCUGACGCUAGAGCGCCGUGCUCCGCAGAUCUACGGCAAGGAGGUUUCGGACGCCAGAGUCAAGGAGACCCUGCGGAUGCUGCGCAGGGACAUUGGUUCAGUGCACAAGAUUGGCAACUACGCGAUGAAGGACACCCCCUAGCAUUCAAAGUCUGUUUUUACAGUGAAAAAACUAUUUUAGCGUUCCCGGCAAACGUUAAUUCAUUUUAACUUGUUAAUCGAUCAUUUUAUAAUGACCAUUAAUCAUCAGAAUUACUACUAGAAUAAAAACAAAUGAACUUAAAUGAGCUUAAA
Messenger RNA from Neocloeon triangulifer, 3248 nucleotides. It is a transcript of the gene MBD-R2, whose product is annotated as PHD finger protein 20. The coding region runs from base 172 to 3096 and encodes 974 amino acids. Gene Ontology annotation, biological process: regulation of transcription by RNA polymerase II. The transcript is spliced from 16 exons. NCBI's taxonomy places the organism in Eukaryota, Metazoa, Arthropoda, Insecta, Ephemeroptera, Baetidae. The record is from RefSeq and is a predicted model, not a curated record. Gene Ontology annotation, cellular component: NSL complex; nucleus.